This is a messenger RNA of Salarias fasciatus (jewelled blenny), 1028 nucleotides long. Its product is annotated as charged multivesicular body protein 5-like. Gene Ontology annotation, biological process: late endosome to vacuole transport via multivesicular body sorting pathway; vesicle budding from membrane. Gene Ontology annotation, cellular component: multivesicular body. The transcript is spliced from 8 exons. Bases 100 to 759 code for a protein of 219 amino acids. The record is from RefSeq and is a predicted model, not a curated record. NCBI's taxonomy places the organism in Eukaryota, Metazoa, Chordata, Actinopteri, Blenniiformes, Blenniidae.
CACCUCUGAGGCUCUUCCGGGUGUGAUUUGUUUCGGUGGACUUUCAGAGUCAGCCAGCGUCGCCUGUUUUUCUGCACUUUAAAGUAUAUAUUUCUCAAAAUGAACCGUAUCUUUGGAAAAGGUAAAGCUAAAGGCCCACCGCCGAACCUGACAGACUGCAUUGGAAGCGUCGACUCUCGGGCAGAGUCUAUUGACAAAAAAAUCGCCAGACUCGAUGCUGAGCUUGUGAAGUACAAGGAUCAGAUGAAAAAGAUGAGAGAUGGACCUUCAAAGAACAUGGUGAAACAAAAGGCGAUGAGAGUGUUGAAGCAGAAGAGAAUGUAUGAGAGCCAAAGGGAUAACCUCAUGCAGCAGUCAUUCAACAUGGAACAACAAAACUACACAAUCCAAUCCCUGAAGGACACUAAAACUACAGUUGAUGCGAUGAAAAUUGGCCUCAAAGAUAUGAAGAAAGCAUACAAGAAAGUGGAUAUCAAUAAAGUUGAGGAUCUCCAAGAUCAGUUGGAGGACAUGAUGGAGGAUGCAAAUGAGAUCCAGGAGGCGAUGAGCAGAAGCUACGGCACGCCUGAGAUCGAUGACGAUGACUUGGAAGCAGAGCUGAAUGCUCUGGGAGACGAGUUCCUGCUGGAUGAGGACACUUCGUACCUGGAUGAGGCCUCGUCUGCUCCUUCCAUCCCGGAGGGCCUGCCCGGAGAGAAGUCAACCAACAGGGAUGGUGUUCUGGUGGAUGAGUUUGGCCUUCCUCAGAUUCCGGCUUAAGGAGCAAUCAGAAGAUGUGGCUCAUUUUACAUGUAUCAUAGCUUUAUUUUCCUCCAUGUAUCCAGCUGACACUCCAUUCCUGGCUCCUUUGUCUAACGAAUGAUAUAAACUGUCAUGCAAAAUCAUUUUUAAUUGAAACGGUGAUUUUCAUUCUUCGUGACUGAGCUUGUUUCUCAGUGUUUGAGGUGGCUUUUAGAACUGGGGAUUUUCCUACCGUUGUACAGAUUCUGCAGCAAAAAACCAAAUAAACUAUAUUUUUCAAACACAAA